UCUGACUGAAAAUUAAGAAUUUCUCUGAAAAUCUACCUUUGAUUGACUUUCCUCCAAUGGAUUAACCCCAAUGGAGAUAAUUAAUUAUUGAUGUUUAAUCAUUUUCCAAUUAGCUAAUCUUGAUAAAGGAAUAGAUUGUGAAAGUAAUUGUAAUUUGAAAGAGAAAACUGAUCAGUAUCAAUUGUAAGAAGAAAAUUGUAAUUCAUUUGAAAAAGGUGAUAUUUAUAAUCGGCUGAGAGAAAGAAAGAGAAAAAGAAAGAGAGUUAAAAGAGACUCUUUCUAUUUUUCUUUCUAUUCUCAGUUUGAGUUUACACUUUGAUUCUGUAAGAUGAUGAGUGUUUUUAACUGUUGUUCCUUUCAGAGUCAAUUAAUUGUGAUCUUUUUCUCAUAGUUGUCUCAUUUUCUUUCAUCUAAUUAAUAACUAUAGUUAAUGGACAAUUUAACAAGUGAAAAGUGAUUACUAAAUUGUCUGCAAACAAUAAACAAUUAGAUUAAAUUACGUUUCUCUUUUCUAUUCCUACCUUCAGGUGUGGGUGAGUUUUUCUCUGUGUAUGUAAGUGUGUGUGGUUUUUUGCUCUCUCUCUCUCUCUCUCUCUCUCUCUCUCUCUCUCUCUCUCUCUUACUAUUUUUCCUCUCAGGUAAAUAUACAAUCAGGUUCAUCACCAUCAUCACCACCACCACCAUCAUCAUCAAUCUCAUAAGGAACCCACUUGACACCAUCAACCAUGGAUCUACAAAACACAAUAUUAUCAAAAUUAACUUCUGGUAUGCCUUCUCCUAUGCGCCUUCGAGAUCUUAUCCGACAAAUAAGAGCCGCAAGAACUGCAGCAGAGGAAAGAGCUGUAAUACAAAAAGAAUGUGCUUACAUUAGAUCUACAUUCAGGGAAGAAGAUUCUGUUUGGCGAUGUAGAAAUGUAGCUAAAUUAUUAUAUAUUCAUAUGCUUGGAUAUCCGGCUCAUUUUGGUCAGCUGGAGUGUUUGAAGUUAAUCGCCUCACCAAGAUUCACUGAUAAAAGAAUUGGUUAUCUGGGAGCCAUGUUAUUGUUGGAUGAAAGACAAGAUGUUCACCUUUUAAUAACCAACUCCCUUAAGAAUGACCUUAACAGUCAAAUUCAAUAUGUAGUUGGAUUGGCUCUUUGUGCUUUAGGGACAAUUUGCUCUCCAGAGAUGAGCAGAGAUCUUGCCGGUGAAGUCGAACGCCUCAUGAAAUCAUCAAAUGCAUAUAUCAAAAAGAAGGCCGCCCUUUGCGCUGCCCGUAUCAUUCGUAAAAUACCCGAUUUCAUGGAGAUGUUUCUUCCAGCAUCAAGAACUUUAUUAACCGAAAAGAAUCAUGCUGUUUUAAUAACCGGUGUUACCCUUAUCAUUGAGAUGUGUGAACGGAGUCAAGAGACACUUAAUUAUUUCAAAAAGAUGGUUCCAAAUCUCGUUCGAAUUUUGAAAAAUUUAAUCAUGGCUGGUUAUUCACCGGAACAUGAUGUCUGUGGUGUUAGUGAUCCUUUUCUUCAAGUUAAAAUCCUCAGAUUAUUACGUCUUCUUGGACAUAAUGACCCGGAGGCCAGUGAAGCAAUGAACGAUAUCCUUGCUCAGGUUGCAACCAACACCGAAAGCACAAAAAAUGUAGGCAAUGCAAUUUUAUAUGAAACAGUAAUUUCCAUCAUGGAUAUUAAGUCAGAAAGUGGCCUCCGAGUUUUAGGUAUCAAUAUUUUGGGUAGAUUCUUGUUGAAUACGGACAAAAACAUUCGAUACGUGGCAUUGACAACGUUACUUAAAACUGUCCAAGCUGAUUACAAUGCCGUCCAAAGGCAUCGAAGUACAAUCGUUGAAUGUUUGAAAGAUCCCGAUGUUUCCAUUCGUAAAAAAUCAAUGGAAUUGUGUUUUGCUUUAAUCAAUGGCAAUAAUAUUCGUUCCAUGACAACUGAAUUAAUAUCUUUCCUUGAAAAGGCUGAUCCUGAAUUUAAAUCUGUGUGUUCAUCAAAUUUGUGCAUUUGUGCUGAUAAAUAUGCCCCUUGCCCCAAGUGGCACAUUGACACCAUGUUGAAAGUUUUACAAACGUCUGGUAACUAUACUCGUGAUGAUGUUGUAGGUAAUUUAAUUCAACUCAUCUCGGAAACCACAUCUCUUCAUGCUUAUGCCGUUCAACAGUGUUGGAAACAUCUUGCUGACGAUUUACCAUCUAAACAGCCAUUAGUCCAAGUUGCCAUGUGGACAAUUGGUGAAUUUGCUGAUUUACUGAAUGAAGUUUGUCCAGGGUCUGGUGAUGAUUUAUCUGAACCAUUAAAUGUUCAAUCAGAUGAGAUUGUUGCUACAUGUGAAGAAAUUACUGCUUCAAGUUUAAUGUCAAUCGUUACUAAAGAGUAUACAAUUAACACUUUGAUUAAGCUCAGUGCCCGUUAUCCAAAUUGUGCACCUAAAAUUAAAUCAAUAGUCGAUGCAUUUGGUUGUCACAUGAACGUUGAAUUACAACAGCGAUCAGUUGAAUUUUCAACCAUCUUCACCAAACAUAAUCAACUUCGCCUUAGUUUACUGGAGAAAAUGCCUCCGAUGAAAUCUCGAGAUGAGAAACGAGAAAAUCUUUCCAAUGGGCAAACAGGGGAAGAGGAUUUACUGGAAACACUUUCGAAAGUUGGAUCAAAUUCAACCUCAGAGGCCAAAAGUGAUAAUACCGCUUCAAGUGCAGCUCUUUUGGAUCUCCUUAGUACCGUAGAUAUGACAAGUCCAUCACCUUUCCCACCCACAACAAACCAAGUGCAAAAUACAACAAACAAUAAUAGUGCUAUUGUUGAUCUCCUUGGAUUAAUUAAUUCUGAACCCACUUCAAGUAGCAAUGGAACCCUAAUUAACACCACCAAUAACUCUUUAUCCGAAAACAAUGAUUCUAAUAGUCUAAAAUAUAAUUCACUCAUUGAGUCAAAUCUUUUCGAUGGAUUUGAUUUUGAUACACCAAUAGUAACCAGCGCAGCCCAAAUUACACCACAGAUUCCAAGUUUGGUGGCUUAUGAUGCGAAUGGAUUAAAAUUAACUUUCGAUUUUGAGAAAAAUGAUUCCGAUCCAAAAACUUUGAUUAUCCGGAUUAAAGCUCAAAAUAGUUACGAUAAACCAAUGUUAGAUUUUCGACUCCAAGCUGCAGGUCCAAAAACAUCCCAAUUACAAUUGUUACCACCAUCAAGCACCACGAUUCCAGCCAAUAAUUCAGGUUCAGUGGAACAAAUUUUACAAGUUAUAAACCCAAACAAGUUAAAAUUAAGAAUGAGAAUUCGAUUUUCUUAUGAAUAUAAUGGACAAGAGAUUUUAGAGCAAAAGGAUGUUAAUAAUUUCCCACCAGAAACAUGGACCUUCUGAUGAUUAAGUUAAUUACAACAAAGAUUUACCAUUGAAGAGAAGGAAAAAAGAACACUAAACAAUUAAAUCAAUUCUACCAAAUGUGCCUGUGAUUUGUUAGAAAAUUAUAGAUUUAAAUUAAUCCAAUUAUUCAAGAUAAUUACACACGAAACUUUGAACCUCUUGACUUUUUUCUUCUUCAAUUCUAAUUGAUUAUUUUCUGCUCAUCGAACUUUAUCUUCACAAUCUAAAAACUUUUUACUCCAUGAUUAGCAUAUACAUUAUGUAUUAAUCAUGUUGCUCUUUAAACAAUCAACUCCCAUUUUUGAUUAUUCUCUUAAUCAUAUAAAUCCUCCAAUCGAUUGUAAAAUUUUGGCACCAAUGUUUGAUGAUCUGGUUGAUUUUUCAAGAUCUUCUUGCUAAAUGAAAGUCUGGAUGAUUUAUAAAUCUACACAGGAACCAGAUUAAAUUCCAGGGAAAGUUCAAUUGGGAUUGAAAAUUUCUUAACUGUCAUCAUUCAAAUCAUCUUUCAUCUCUCUCUCAUCUUAUAAUCUAAAGAAUCAAGAAGAUCCUCAGUUUAAAUUGAUCAAACUUUUUCACCAUCAACCUCAAUCCGACGUGUCUAAGUCUUGAAUGUGGCUCUUAAAUCAAUAUUAGUCUGAUUGCAAAUAAUUAACAAAUUUAAUUGAAAAUGAAAAAAAACUUAAAAUCUUUUGAUUUUCAUUUGAAUGUUUAAAAGUAAAAGUGAAAAAAUAACCAGAAAACUGAAUGAGCUGCAAGUUCACAAUUUAACCAAUUCUCUUUGUAGUUAAUCAAUUGAAACAAAACAAAAAUCUUAUUAACAUUUGUAUUAAAUGGUUAAUUUAAUCUUAA
Messenger RNA from Panonychus citri (citrus red mite), 4190 nucleotides. RefSeq names its product AP-1 complex subunit gamma-1-like (gene AP-1gamma). Gene Ontology annotation, molecular function: clathrin-cargo adaptor activity. Gene Ontology annotation, cellular component: Golgi apparatus; membrane coat; AP-1 adaptor complex. The record is from RefSeq and is a predicted model, not a curated record. NCBI's taxonomy places the organism in Eukaryota, Metazoa, Arthropoda, Arachnida, Trombidiformes, Tetranychidae. Gene Ontology annotation, biological process: intracellular protein transport; receptor-mediated endocytosis; Golgi to vacuole transport.